This is a messenger RNA of Anneissia japonica, 1819 nucleotides long. Its product is annotated as arylsulfatase B-like. Lineage: Eukaryota; Metazoa; Echinodermata; Crinoidea; Comatulida; Comatulidae. The record is from RefSeq and is a predicted model, not a curated record.
GUCGCCAGCACCGAGAUGUCACUGCAGCAAAACACUACUGGUUCUGCCUCCAGUUCGGGCGCCGCCAGUGUUUCAGCCAGGUCCAAUCAAAGAUCUUUGGGUUCAAUCGUUCAAUGUAAACAUUGCAAGGGGUGUAUAAUUAUAAUCGAUUUGAAAAUCUACUUUACAAAGGUGGUUUAUGAAAUGACAUACUGUUUGACUUACUUAUUGUUAGCAUUAAGCAGUCAUGUUUAUCAUGUGAUUGCAAAACCUCCUAACAUUGUAUUUAUAUUGGCUGAUGACUAUGGUUUCCAUGACAUUGGUUAUCACGGAUCAGCUAUCAAAACUCCAGUCCUUGAUCAACUUGCUGCUGAAGGAGUGAAGCUUGAGAAUUACUAUGUGCAACCAAUAUGCUCACCAACACGGAGCCAGCUUAUGACAGGCAAAUACCAGAUCCAUACUGGCUUGCAACAUAGCAUUAUAUGGUGUCCUCAGACAAGUUGCCUACCAGACAAUGAUGUUACUAUAGCACAAAGAUUGAAGUCUCUGGGAUAUUCAACACAUAUUGUGGGUAAAUGGCAUAUUGGAUUUGCUAGAAAGAAGUGCUGGCCCACAAGAAAAGGGUUUGACUCCUUUUUUGGAUAUUUGACAGGUCAGGCAGAUUACUAUACUCAUGUACAAGAAGGUGUUUCUAUGCCUGGUUUUGAUGUGCCUAAGGACUGGCAUUAUGGAGUUGACAUGAGAGAUAAUGAUAAAGCAGUAAAGUCAUUAAAUGGUACCUAUGGUACAUUCAUCUUUGCGGACAAAGCUCAUGAUGUCAUUAUGAAUCAUAAUGUUUCAAAGCCUUUGUUUUUGUACAUGGCAUUGCAAGCUGUGCAUGCACCAUUGCAAGUGCCUGACCACUACAAGAUGCCAUAUGCAUAUAUGAAAGACAGUAACAGAAGUACAUAUGCUGGGAUGGUAGCUAGUAUGGAUGAAGCAGUUGGCAACUUAACUCAAUCAUUGAAAAAGAGAGGAUUAUGGGAAAAUACAAUUGUUGUUUUCUCUACAGAUAAUGGAGGAGAAAUACAUCAGGGUGGUAACAACUGGCCACUUCGAGGAUGGAAACACUCACUAUGGGAAGGUGGAAUACAUGGUGUUGGCUUUAUAAGUGGUCCUCUGGUACCAAAGAAAGUACAGGGAAGUGUGUACAAUGGUCUGAUGCAUGUUAGUGAUUGGUUCCCAACUCUGGUAGAAGGUGUUGCUGGUGGUGAAAUUCAUGACCUAAAGCUCGAUGGACACAAUAUGUGGAAAAGUAUCAGGUAAUUCAAGCUGGAUAGCACCACCAGAGUCUGAUAUAAAAGCACCCAUACCAACUGAUCCCAAAGACAAGACUUUAUGGCUUUUCAACAUCAUAGAUGACCCAUAUGAGUAUAAUGAUUUGUCUGAACUUCGACCUGAUAUAGUCAAUGAGCUUUACCAGCGGCUAGUAUUUUAUGCUAAUGGUUCUUUACCUGUAAAUUUUCCUCCUCCUGAUGUAAGAGCCAAUCCUGCCCUUCACGAUGAUAUGUGGAGUGAUUGGAUUUAUGAUGAAUAGCAACUUCACCUUUUAAUGGAAUCAGCAAAGUAAUGGUCAAAGGCAAUUUUUAGCCCACUCAUUACUGUAAUUUUUGGUAGGCUUUAUUGAAAUUAAAAGUAUGAAAAGUUUUUGUGGAAAAGUGAGGUGGGAAUUUGGGAAAGUAAUGUUUUUGCGCAUAUCCCAUGUAUUGAAUAUAGGACGGAUUAUCAUAUGAAAUUAUGUUGUUUAUUGGUUAGAUUUCUAUCAUAGAGCGUAAAUAAACAAAUUACGACCGGUCUUUUA